Acanthochromis polyacanthus (spiny chromis) is the source of this 9148-nucleotide messenger RNA. Its product is annotated as phosphatidylinositol 3-kinase regulatory subunit beta-like. Gene Ontology annotation, biological process: insulin receptor signaling pathway; phosphatidylinositol phosphate biosynthetic process. Gene Ontology annotation, molecular function: 1-phosphatidylinositol-3-kinase regulator activity. The record is from RefSeq and is a predicted model, not a curated record. NCBI's taxonomy places the organism in Eukaryota, Metazoa, Chordata, Actinopteri, Pomacentridae. Gene Ontology annotation, cellular component: phosphatidylinositol 3-kinase complex.
GUUUUCAGCUCUGGACAAAGGACAACGAGCUCCAGCCAGCUGAUUUGCCAGUGUCACUGCUAGCAUCCCUCCAUCUCAGGGAUGAGGCUGUGGUCAUCAAUGAGAACACCAACCAUAUGGGGAUAAUCCUGAGCCCCAUCCUGUCUUUCCCGUGAUGAUGUCAUCACUGCUUAACCAGUCACGACAGCAGGCAGACAUAUCCAUGAACAGUAGGCCUGAGCCUCCACCAGCAGAUCAAGAGUUCUUUAAGACUGAGAUGAGCCAAAACGACAGCGAGGCGCAGUCUCCCACCCCGACAUCAUUCCCGCAGGAUCAUUCAUCCUAUGCUGAUCACAAUGAUGCAAUUCCUGCGCUGAGAACCAACGUCACCAAGGAAGGAGAACUUCAAGCAGAGAACAAUAUAACCAAAGCUAUGGCAGCAUGCGAGUCCAGCACUGACAACCACCAGCUGUCUGAAGCAGAGUGGUACUGGGGCAACAUCUCAAGAGAAGAAGUAAAUGAGAUGAUGAGGAACACUCCUGAUGGCACAUUCCUUGUCCGAGAUGCUUCCAGUAGGAUAAAGGGGGAAUAUACUCUCACACUAAGAAAAGAUGGCUAUAACAGACUCAUAAAAAUCGACCAUCGGGGGAAGUACGGCUUUUCAGAGCCACUGGCCUUUCCCUCUGUGGUGGACCUGAUCCAGUAUUACCAGAAGAAGUCACUAGCCCAAUACAAUUCCAAACUGGAUACACGGUUACUCUAUCCAAUAUCCAGAUACCAGCAGCAGCAGAUUUUGAUGGAAGUUGACAUUGAUACCGCUGGAGAACAACUGAGGAUAUUUCAGGAUCAAUACAAAGAGAAGAGCAAAGAGUAUGACCGUCUGUUUGAGGAGUUAAAUCAAACCUCUCAGGAACUGCAGAGCAAGCGAACUGCUAUUGAGGCUUUUGGUGAAAUCAUUCGGAUUUUCGAGGAGGAGUGUGAAACCCAAGAACGCUACAGCAAAGAAUACAUCGACAUGUUCCUCACACUGGACAGCAAUAAAGAGACUGACAAGAUUCAAAGCAACUCAGAUGAACUCCAGUCAAGAGUGGAAGAGAUCCACAACAGCAAGAAGAAGUUAGAAGAAGAGCUGAGAAACAAGGCGAUGGCUCACAUGGAGGUCGACAGGAAAAUCAACAGCCUGAAGCCUGACCUUGUGCAGCUCAGAAAGAUCAGAGAUCAAUACCUGCUCUGGCUCACACAGCAAGGCACCAGGCAGAGCCAGAUUAACGACUGGCUGGGCAUUAGGAACGAAGAAGAAGACCCCUACACUCUAGCAGAUGAUAUCCACCAGGAGGAGAGGAGCUGGUAUGUUGGAGGCAUGAGACGAAAGGAGGCGGAGGAGCUGCUGAGAGGGCGGAGGGAUGGCACUUUUCUAAUCAGAGACAGUCAGACUCAGAGUGGCUCUUUUGCCUGCUCCGUUGUUGUGGACGGGGAUGUGAAACACUGUGUGAUCUACAGGACGUCCACAGGAUAUGGCUUUGCUGAGCCCUAUAACCUGUAUUCAUCACUGAGAGAGCUUGUCCUCCAUUAUCGACACACAUCCCUGAUCCAACACAACCAGCAGCUGAAUGUAACCCUGGCCUGGCCUGCUCUCAGCCAGCAGUCCAGCUGAGACACACCAGCAUACCACCCUGAUGGCACUUUCCCAAAGCUUUACAGUAUUAGCACUGAGGACACACCCAAAUGGACACCGUUUCCAGGCUCAGAGUACCGGUUAGUGUUGUCAACGUAUAAGAAUUUACAGUAAACAGAUUAAGUGCUAAAAUUUGGAUAAUUAAUAAUCCAACACAGCAAAGAUGUGACAACAAACAAAAGCAUUACUGAACAAUAGUCACAGUUACUUAACAGAUUUUAGGAACUUUAUCCACAUCACCGUGAGGUUGAUUACAUUUCUGCCUUUUGCCACCUUUGUUAGUUACAGUGGUUGUAUGUAUGGGUCCUGGCACCAGCUUGCCAACUAGUUUGGGAAAUAGAGCAUUGUUUUAUGCUGUUGCCAUUGCAACAGCACUGACCAAUCAGUAGUAUAUUAAUCUGCUGUCAAAUGCCAAGCUGGAGCGCUGUUCUAAUCUUAUUUCUUGUUUUAAACCGAUUAUUCCUAUUGUGAAAAAUCCCAUUAACUUUCCAUCUGCAUAUAAUGCUUGCAAAACACAAUUUGGAUUAAGUACUUAUCUUUUACAGAAUUCAGUAGUGAAUUUAAUCUUCUGCAGCAGAAUAAGGUAGAGCUGAAAUUUUUACUCCAUGACCACUUUAGUAUUGACAAGUUUACAAAAACUUAUUGGCAAAAUCUGACACAGUGGAACGGUUUGUAACAAGGACAUCAGGGUUACAUAGAGUGCUUGUAUUUCAGAAUAUUCUUUUCAGAGUACAGAAUGCAAAGCAUUCAUAACAAGAACAAUCAAAGCACAUAGAUAUAAUUUGGCUACUUGUUUUUCAUGUAUGAUAAGAAGAGUAUAUUUAUCUGGUGGAAAAAUGCUGAUUUACAUUAUCCACUAUUCCAGACAUAUUCAUGUGCAGUUCUUUAUAUUUUUUUUCCUGAAAGGCAAGCACAAUAAAUUAUUAUAAGAGCCUUGAUAUUUUGAAGCUUUGAACAGUAUUAAGUCCUCUUCUCUAUAUUUGGCCACUGAUGGCUUAUACUGCAUCUCAUACACUUUUAAAAUAUUUUUUUCUCCAGUGACCCAUUACAAACUAGUACAUUGUCCUCCAGAUUCACUUUUUAAGCUUUGAAUGAGUGAACUUGUUGCUUCCCUCCAAAGUAUGUAUAUUCUAUAUAAUCAAAUCGAUAUAAUCGGUGCAGUAGCAUUGUUUAAGGUGCUUCUGGGAAACUGAGCUCAGGAUGGGACACUACCCUGCGCAUGUGCAUUAUGGGUACUGUAGAAACUGAGGAGACACACAAGCACUUUAUCCAAAACAAGACAACAUAAAUAUACAGAGAAAUAGGGUUGGGUUCCCAUAGCUAGUUUCCAUUUUGAAUCCUAUUCCUGGUUGGCAAAAUAUCUAGUUUCAUUUAUCUACGAUGCUAGCAAAUCUCUUAUUGAAACUUUGAUCUCUCCUUGUUAUUUUUUGUUAGCAAAGACAGUUGUUGAAAACAUACAAAUAACAUGAGCAGCUUUGCAUUCAUUACCAGGACCGACUGUUGCUUUCCCCAGUUAAAAUGGCCAAUGCCAUUAGUGCUAUAUUAUAAAGAAGACUCUUUCUAAAGAAAGGAUCAGCCACGUAAUACAGGAGACUUUUUCUGUCUUUUCAGAAAUUAGGAGAGCUUUCUGGCCAGUCUUAUGUGGAACAAGUCAGUAUUGUCUCCUCCAUCAUUUGGAUCUAGUAGUUUGUAUAAAAUUCCUAUGAUGAAGUCAGUAUUUCGCAGCUGUUAUUUCAGUUUGUGAGAACAAUCAACAAGCCACAUUUCAUAUCAUCUGCUGCUCAUCUCAUUUUCAGGUUUACCUUGUGUGAACAUUAGCAAGCUUAACUACUGCUAAUGUUGAAUAACUUAGUAGCUAUGGCUAAAAACUCUACAUUUCUAGAUUCUUGCCAAUUAACAGGUGAUCACAGAUCUAAACACAUUUUUGGUUGUAAUUAUUCAUAAGUUCACCAACUGCAAACGAUGAAAGCUAAACGUGAUGGGCAUCAAUAUAGGACUUGAAAGGAUUUGGACCUGAUAAGUAUACUAAGAAGAUACUGGAUUCAAAUGUGAUUGUUAUUGUAUCCCAACCCUACACAGACAGAGAGAACACAGCCUGAGGUUUGUGAGAACGCAUGCUAUCACGAUCUCACAGAUAUUGCUGUUUUAAAAUAAGUUUAAAGUAUUUAUUUUGAUGACUACAAAUAGAAAAGUUAUUUUCUAACUGACAUUACAAAUUAAGCAAAACACAAAGUAGACAUGAGGUGACGUAAGUUACGACAGUAUUUCUGUUUGUUUAUUAUAUGAAAAUCUUGGAGUAUCUACCUAAAACUAGUUAUUUAUGUAAAUGCGAGUUAUCAAUCUGGUUCAGAUUAGUAAUUGAUUAGGUUAAUUUCUUGAUUUUGUUUGUGAGGAUUAGCAAAGUUUGAGUCACUGGUCUGAGACCUUUGUUAAAUCUCUGGAGCUUGAUAUGAAGUGAUAUUACAGACUUACAUUGUACGUCUCUAGUUUGUAGGAAACUGCUGAAUAGUGCCUUUAAGUACUUUGUUUCAGUCAUCAUGAGCUGAACAGGUUGUGUCUAGUUGAAUACUGGGUUACAGCAGCGCAAGUACCCACUGGGAGAGCAUUACUAGAAAAACAAAUUGCUUCCAGGACAUUAUAUUUUAAUAUUUUGACUAAAAUUUGCAUAAAAAAUACCUUUUUCCCACAGCAGUUGCCACACUGAAUUUACAUCACACUUGGCAUGAGAAAUUGUACAUUUGCCAGUAUAUCAAUUUUAUGAUAAACAAUGAUAACAAAAACAAAGGCUCAUAAUUUUGAAGGACUUGAACUUAAACAAUAGCUCAUUAUUAAUCAAAUCCCUGAUGUGCACAGUAAAAAACUGGAAAACUAAAGACACAGGCUAAACAUCUGAGUAACAAUUUUACGGAUUCACAAAGAGCUACAGAAUAGGGAUGUCAUAAGAACAGAUACUGUGGUACCAAGUCGAUGCCAAAACUCUGAAAAUGUGAUAGGAUCUGGUUUGUUGCUGGUUUAGCACUGAAGAUACUAGACAAUCCUGGUACAGCAAUAAGACUGCUGAGGCUUGUGGGAAAAUGUAAUGGAAAUACUCCACACAUAAUCUUCAUUGAGGUUAAAGAUAACUCACAAAAUGAGCAAGGUUUUGCUCACUGACACCCGCUACCAUUCAAUCUGUCACUGAACCACUUACAUAUGCGUUAGAAGUGUGUUGGCAGUCGCUUUGUUAUUGUAUUUUUUUAAAUCAAUUAGGAAGAUUACAAAAAGAUUUUUUGGCAUCAAAUUUGGUAUCAAGAAUCAUGAUGGUGCAUUUGUAUUUGUUCUGACUUACAAAUUUCUGACAUCCCUUUUGCAGACCUAUCGUUACUUUCAAACAUGAAGGCUUAUGAUUGAAUGAACAGCAGUUAAACCAUUUUCAUUACUACUUAAUAAUUUUGCAGCCAUGUUAGUUAGCUAUGAUUCCAGCUAUGAUGGACCAAAUAGAAUAUAUAACCAUACAAUGUGACAAAAUUAUCGAAAUUGGAUUUUUGAAAAUGUUGGUACACAUCAGCACAAGAGAUGAUUAUUUUAAAUCCUUCAGUGUGACAUAUAUUCAAAUGGUGAUGGUGAAAACUGUUUACAUUUCAGACCUAUCCAGGGUCAGAGGGCUCUGGAUAGGCGACAGGUUUGCGACCCAGGGACUGCUUUGAUUGUGCAAUUUCUGAGUGGAAAUGAAGUGGUGCUUGUGAAUUACACUGAAUUAUUCAAUCUAUUUUUAUAGAGAAAAUGCAGCAGUCAUUAAUUAUAGCAUUGCCAGUUUGGACUGGCCAUUAAUUAAGAUAUAAUUACUUAAGACAUAUAAGAGUAGUUUGUUACAUUUUGAGACAGAGUUGAUUACAGAUAUUUUACCCAUAUCUACUUUUUCCUGUUUCAUUGCUUACUUUAAAUGCACUUGUCUCUUAAAGAUCAUGUUUUACUGUCAUUGCAUACAUACACUUGAAGGUGUCAGUGUUGUCAGACUAUUUAUUACCAUGAAAGAAGUUGCACAAAUUAUGCCAGAUUCCUGCUUGGUGGCAGUAACAAGAUGUAAAUGUUUGAUUUUUGCAUGCCAUCAUUGUGUAACAGAUUACCCUAACAACUGGUUAGAACAUGGACAUUAAGGCUUGGUACUGUUUUGAUACCAGUUCUGGUACUAUAAUGACACCACCAGCUAUAAAAGAUAUGUUGUGCUACCUUUCUUUAAGGGGUUAGCUAUAUAUAUAUAUUCUGUGAAAUGCUUAGUUAAUGAUAUUAUUUGUUUUUUCCUUUAUCUCCAUCAUUGGUGCUCGACACUCAUUGCCGUAGUUUUUCUUUAGUGCACCUCUCUGAGAUCACCUGUCAUACAUACAGUAUGACUCAUACUUCUUUAUCAAAGCAAAUGCAAAAGCUUUCAUUAUGGUUGUGGUCUGUUGUGCUUGUAAUCACAUUAUUCUGCAAUAUAGCAUUGCACAGUAGUAAGUUCUGCAUAUGUUGUGGACCAUGUCCCACAGCCUCCACGUGGUAAAGCAAGUAGGACUUCUAACCUAUGAGAAACCAAAUGUAGGUGUCUGUCCUUCGUCAUCCGGGUCAUGUCUGUUCUUUUUUUUAAACUCUUUGCACACUUAUUAGAUUGAGUGCUAAAUUAAGUUCAUGACUUAAAAUAUAAAUUUAUAUUAUGUCGUGAGUAUAAAAAAUAUAUGUUUGCGAUUUCAGUAAAUUUUGUAGCAGGUAUACAAAUGGGUAUAAAUGUUAUAAGUGCACAAAACAGACAAGACCAUUGCUCUGUGGGGUUUAGAUUUAAAGCAUAGCAUUUGCACACCAUCUCAUGUGAGGUGGCGAUACUAUGACUGUGUCUUCAUGUACAUUCACUCUGUUACUAAGGCAGGUGGACAUGUGGUGGUUGUAAAUAUGAUAAAGUUGCUCAUGAGAUUGGUGUGUCGUAGCACUUACAAAAAACAAAUGUUUUGACUGUGGUAUCUUUAAUGAGGUGAUCACCUAAUAUUUAGUUCUGUGAAGUCAGACAUCUUUGUAAUUAAGUGUGCACAAUUUGGUCUGUUGUUAGUGUCUCUUUUUGUAACUUUAUCACUGUGCAAAGACAAGCAAAAUAGAGAUACUACAAAAACAGUUUUAAAACGAUGUUUUGUAGAGGAAUAACUGGCAUCACAUCUAAAAUGUGUGUCAUGAUGUACUUUCAGCAACAAUCUUGUUAAUUAAGUCUUUGUCCAACUAAUUCUAACAUAAUGUUUGAACAACCAUUGCCACGAUGCAUUUGCUGUUGUAUAUUAAAAGAAUUACACACAGCUACAGAAAAUAGAAUGUUGAAAGAAAAAUGUAAAAUUACAAACAGAUUGUGGUUAAAGUUUGGUCUAUACAAGAUUUACCAAUAAACAAGAACCAACGUACUAGCCAUUGAGCUACCCUGCUAACUUUUCAACAUCCUAAAUUUAAUGUUUCUUGGCUUGGAACAAAUGAAACAAAUGAUUGCCAUUUAGAUUUUGACUUUUAGAUUUCUGUAUUGUUUAUUUAAAUUUGCUUGUUGACCAGUAUGUUCUCCUCUGACUAAGGAGGUUUAAAAUGAAUAACAUCCUGAGAAAUUCUUCAAGGUUUCUUCAAAUUGUAUGCUAGAUACCACAGAUUUGUGACAUGGAAGAUUAAAUCAGUGGAACAGGUGGAUAGUGUAGCAACAACAGCUGUAAAUCUUUUUUGGAUUCUCAGAAGACUCAGUCAGAUGCCUUUAUAGAAGACAUUUCUAGGUCUAUUUACGUAUGUUCACUGGAUUUAUCAUAAGGCUUGAUAUUGUAGGAACGACUGAAUGAGCUCAACAGUGUAUGUGUAAAAAACGAUAGUCUUGUUUGUCUGUGAUGUAUUGAUGUGGUAAGAGUUUCAAUGAUGGUACCAAUGCCACAUUUAGCUCGGAUAUUGAGAAUGUAUGUGUUUAUUCUGACAUAGUUCCACAGGAAUUCUGUUAGUAUUGGCUGAUUCUGCAGAAUAUGAUUUAUGUCUUAUGGCAACGCUCAGUGAUAAAGCAGGAAAUAGCCAGCUAUUAAGGCAGAGACGCAAAUGGAAAGGUUGUGAGGAAGCGGUGGUGGAUGGGCUUUAAAUGUGUGAUUUUGGAACUCAAGGCCAGGGUUUCCAACCUCAUAUCAGUAAUCAGUAUUUACAUUUUUUGUAUUAUUUAACUAUGAUGACAAUCAUCCCCAAACUAGAAGCAACUACAAUUGCUUAACCUAGUUGUAUUUAAAUUGCUUGGAACAUACAUGGCAGAAAUGCUUAGUUAAAAAAAAAAUGCUUAAAGUGGAUGCCCCAAGACAUUUGGACUUUUCCAGUUUCAACCAUUUAGCGGACAGAAAACAGUCAUAUUUAGGUACAAGAUCAAACACCGCUAAGUGAAGCAACUAGUUAGGCAUAGAAAUGUUGAGAUACUGAACAUGUUAAAUUUUUGGCUUCAAUCUGUUUCAGUGAUAGAAUUCUGACAUUCUUACAUUAAUGUUUCUCAUGGCUUCAUUGAGACAUAUCAUUGACACAGGAGAUCGUGCUGCCAUUAUAUAUAACAACAUAUGACAUGUUGUUGUAAUCUUGUGUGUGCAUAUUUGUUAAUGCAAACUGCAUGCAGUUCAGAUUUGUAUAAAAAAUAACAUCAGUAUUAAAAGGUCUGACCUUGUAUGAUUCUCACUGAGUUCACGGUGCGUAUUCAAACAUGAAGUCAACAUGCUAAGAUGAUGCCAGUUUAAAGGAAAGGAGAGCAUGUCGGAAAGGGCUGAUGUAGAGCAUUAAAGCUGUAGGUAGGUUUGGUGCGGUAUGUGAUCAGGUAUUCGCUGGGGAUCAGUAAGUAUAAGAAUGGUGUCUUUUAUGGGUUUGGUGUGAGUAUGAGUCGAGAAGAGGAGGAUGGUUUGUGAGAAGAAAUGCACAUUUACACAGAGUUUGGGUGCCAUUCACUGGCUUGGCAAUUGCUCUCAAUUUUCUUCCAUGCCACAACAUGAUGGGAUCUAGCAGUAAUGUUUUUUAAACUAUUUUGGGAGAUGUAUUUAUUUUUCUUUUCAUCCUGAGUAAAAUGAGAAGAUCAUGGUCAACUUUUUUAAACAUCUGAAAUCCAGGGACUUUGAGCUGUGCAUAUGAUCAAAUACCUCUAAUUGUCUCUGCAUCGUGUCUAACAUAGCAUCUGUUUAAAUUUUUCUGUAACCGACUAAUUUUUUUCCGUUGUGGCUGUAUGGACUUGUCUUUUUCAUUUGAUCUAAAGAACUUAGCUGCCCUUAUUUAAUAGCCUACUGCUGUGAGAAAAUACUGUUACUGUAAAUGUUGAUUUACUGUAGUGAUUAUGCUAUAACAUUCAGCUUGUUAUCCUCAAUCAGAAAUAGCUUGUGUUUCCUUUUAGGAGUCAUAUUUGGAGAAAACUGGUUUCAGACAUUUUUGUUGGUGUACAACCUGACUUUACCUACUUCAGAACAGUACUGUUCAUGUAUGCACUUUCAGAUCCUAAAUAAAAUUGAGAUUAUGGUUUAA